AUGGGUUGGCCUGUAUUCGUAUUUGAUUGGCUGUACUGGGCCUAUCAAUUCUUUUCGAGCGUUCGUGAAUAUAUUUCAGGAAGUACUCAGAAUGCCAGGGAGGCUGUGGAGGACGACGGUGGUCCCGGUGAUCGGAUAGACAGGACAGCAAUGACCAGCGAGAAUGAUAAUGCUGAUACGGUUUCGGACGGCACAAGACCCGUGGUUAACAUUCACCUUCCAUCAAAUACUGGUACGGUCGUUAUUGGUGAUAACUCCACUGUUACCUAUGUCGAGAAUGUCGGGGCAGCGAGUUGUGAAAAGGAGAAGAAUGAGCAAACUACAUCAUUGGUAAGCAGAAUGUUUUGUCAGUAACAUGAUACUGUUGGCAGAAAACAAGUGUAUAGAAAGCGAAAGUACUUAAGUAUUUACUUGACAUGUAAAUUAAGUUUGCGUGAGGUUUUCAACAAAACAAAACAAUGAUAUCAUACAAUGAUCGCUAUGCAUACGUACAAGAAACGCGUUUACCGUUAUUGCCAAUAAUUGCAAAUUGCAAGGUAUUUUUGCCUGUUGUUUUUUUUGUAAAAGCUAACUAAAAUAGCUUAAUUAUAAGGAUGUUUAUUUGCUUUUUUCUUACUUCAUGGAUUGAUAAACGUUUUCAUAUAGACAAAUAUGAUAGCGAUAAUAAAUUUAUUAAAGAACGACGUUUCGAAGUCAUCUUGACCUCAUUUUCAAGUUCAAAUUAUUACAGAAAACGAUUAAAAAUUAAUAUAAAUAGCGUUUGCAAAUAAUUACUUGACAGUUGCAGAAACAAUACUUGACACUAAUACUUGACAGUUGCAGAAACACUCUAAGACACUUAAUUAACGUAAUUAGAAUAAUUAAAAAUGCAAAUUGCAUAAACAAACAAUUAAACAAACAAUAAAACAUCACUAGACGGACAGUUAUGCUAAUAUAGAAUCUUGAGGAAAUAGUUUUGAGCGUAUCGAGUCCGAUUGUUUGUCCGAACUAGGUUUAAGAUCUUUUUUAUUUAUUUAUUUAUUAACUUUACAAUCAUAAAAAAAAUUAUAACAAUGAUUGAAGGUACAUGUAUGGUCUGUUGACAUGAGUCCCAUGUGAAGACCAACUUGAUACAAUACAAUAAGUAGACAUACAUUAAAGACAAGGACUAGAACACUAUUUACAUAGCUACUGUAUAUAAAAAUUAAUAGUUUAGAUUAUGAGCAACAGCUUAAGUUGUAAGAACGGCAUUUAGAGCAGUAGGUUUUCCAAGUGCGCAUUCUGUUAACAUCGAAAGAAGAGUCUAAUUGAGAAGAAUAGUGGGAAUGGAGCUGGAGCUUAAAGGAUGAAACAGACGAACUGUUACGAAUGAUCGGAGAGAGAUUGUUCCAUAGAAAAACAAUUCGGUUAAAAAAAGAGUUUCUAAAAAGAGAGGUUUUGAACGGAUUGACUUGAAGCAAGUUGUCCUUGCUUGAACGGGUGCGAGAUGAGCGAUUAGAAGAAAAGGUGACAAAAGAGGAGAUAUAUCUAGGUCGUAGAGGCCUUGUUUGCAUUUGAAAAAAAGAUGAGAUCCUUUAUUUCAAGCCAGUAAGAUAUAGGCAAUAAAUUAAGUUUCCUAAGACGCUCAAGAUAAGACAAUUCAUAAUUUUGAAGUAUAAAUUUAGUAACUCGUCUCUGAACACCCUCCAGGAUCGCACGAUCACGUGACGAGGCUUGAGGUGCCCAGAUCUCACUGACUGAGAGAUAGAGAAGCCGACGGCAGCGAGUAUCAGUCAUUUGAGAACAAUUUCUCCGAAGAAAACCAAGCAAACGGUUGGCUUUAGCAGUACAGCUGGCAAUGUGAGGGGACCAGGUUAACAGGUUGAUUGUUAAGGUGGUAAGAGUGAGUUGGAGAGUUGCGUUUCCGAGAUAACCUGAGCAAGAGCGUCUUAGAUACAUUAAAUUUCAAUUGCCAAGAGAUCGACCAGUUGUGCAUAGAGUCAAGAUCAGUCUGUAGGAGAUCUCGAUCGGCUGGUGACAGAAUUGCACGGUAACAUUUACUGUCGUCAGCAAAAAGUGCAACUGUAGAAUUCUUAGUUACCUCUGGAAGAUCAUUCACAUACAAAAUGAAAAGUAGUGGACCUAUGACACUACCUUGUGGCACACCAGAUUUAACGUUAAGGAAAGAUGAAGAAACUCCUUCGAUAACGACACGCUGUUUCAGAUUAUGGAGAUAAUCAGCGAACCAGUUAAAAAGUUGACCGGAAAUUCCAAAAGAUUUUAGUUUAAACAAGAGUUUGCUGUGAGAUACGGAGUCAAAAGCUUUAGCAAAAUCAAGAUAAAGAAGAUCAAUUUCAUUUGCCAGAAUUAUUCAAGAGCACGGCCGAGAUCGUGAAACACAUUCAAAAGUUGAGUAACACAUGACCUAUUGCAGCGAAAGCCAUGUUGAAUGUCAUACAAAGAGUCCUUAAUGAAAGAAGAAACCUGUCUACAAAUCAAGCGUUCAAGUACUUUUGAGACUUGGGAGAGUAAUGAAACAGGUCUGUAGUUGGUGACUUCAUGAGCGUCACCUUUCUUAGGUAUUGGAACCACAUUAGCAGAUUUCCAUUCAGAAGGAAAUACACCCUGCUGAAGAGAUAACUCGAAGAGAACUGUUAAAGACGGAGCGAUGCCUUCGGAACAGCGCUUUAAAAGGUACGCUGGUAUGCCAUCAGGCCCAGUGGCCUUAGAGGGUGACAAACUGGAUAACAAAGAUUGAACUUCAAAUUCAGAAACAGUUAUUGAGUCAAGAAAGUUUGAUGAAAUAAAUAACAUUUCAUAGAGUAAACACUCGAACUUUCCCUGACAUUUUCUCAACACCUUGAAGAAGAACAUGUUUUUUGCGUCCUCGCCGUGCUGCUCAACCAUAUGUUCUCUAUAUGACUAUCAUAAUGGAACAUAAGGCCAGUGUUUGUUGGCUUGUUGUACACUUUCGUUUCUAAUCGACCGUUCUUGUUAAUUAGUGUUGUGUCCAAGAAAGGUAAUACCCCAUCGAUCUCUACUUCCGUAGUGAAUUGAAGGGAUGGAUGCAGACUGUUAAGGGUGGAAAGGAAUGCUUCUGCGGAAGCAAUGUUGCUUUGCGAUGUGAUGGAAUCAUGAACAAACCGGUUAUAGUAAUGACGUCAUGUCAUUCACUCGGCACCAGGACUAUACGGUCGGAACUAAUUAAAUAUAGAUAGAUAGGACACGUUGUGUAGAAGGAACACACACUAAGACAUCAAUUAGAACUGUAUCGUUAUGUUAUGCUAAAUAUAUUCUAUAGCACAAAUAUAUACCUAGUACUUGGAUAUUACAUUGGCGACGAGGAGUAAAUUUUAUGGAGCAACAAUCUAACAGUCAGCAUGGCACAUUCAAUACCUAUUCGCCCAAUGCCCGAGUUUAAUCCCGACGCUGAACUUGGCGCGAGCGUCGCUACACGUUGGAAAAACUGGGUCGCAGACUUUGACAUGUUUCUCCUGGCUAGUGAGUAGUGGCGUUACAGAUCCUAAACGACAACGAGCUUUGUUGCUAUACCAAGCUGGCGCAAGAGUGCGCGAAAUCUUUAAACAACUGCCUGACACUGGCGAAGACAAAGACUAUGAUAUUGCCAAAGCGAAAUUACUUGCCCAUUUCGAACCGCAGAAAAACAGACGCUACGAGGUGUAUCGAUUUCGAAAGGCUGUGCAAGAACCAAGGGAAACUCUCGAUCAGUUUCACACACGGCUUCGAACUUUAGCCCAAACUUGCGAGUUCGCAUCGCCAGAUUUCUAA
Molecule: messenger RNA, 3747 nt
Organism: Paramuricea clavata
Lineage: Eukaryota; Metazoa; Cnidaria; Anthozoa; Malacalcyonacea; Plexauridae
Source: the annotation of a GenBank genome assembly